AACUCAGAAAUUAGUAAAGAUUAGCUUUCCUUUUAUUCUUCAUCAUUCCCAUUCAGACCCCCACGCACUUAAGCCUCUCAAGAUGAAGCUGAAGCAGUUAGAAGGUCUUCUUGGGUCUCUUGACCAGUUCGAGAACCCUAAGAUUGAAUUGGAACAAUAUCCAACUGGGCCCCAUAUUGCAUCUCGAUUGCUGUACACUGCUGAGAAUUCGUUCCGGGAUGUUGAAAAUAAGGUGGUCGCUGAUUUUGGUUGUGGGUGUGGUACAUUAGGACUUGCAGCUGCUCUCUUAGGGGCUGACCAUGUUAUUGGGCUUGACAUUGAUACAGAAUCUCUUGAAAUUGCAUCCUCAAAUGCCGACGAUCUUGAUCUAGACAUGGACUUCGUACACUGCGAUAUCAAGAACUUAAAAUGGCGAGAUCGAAUUGUUGAUACAGUAGUAAUGAAUCCUCCAUUUGGUACAAGGAGGAAAGGUGCCGACAUGGAUUUCCUUUUAGUGGCUUUGAAGGUGGCUUCUAAUGCUGUUUAUUCCUUGCACAAGACCACCACAAGAGAUCACGUGAAAAGGACUGCCUUGCGAGAUUAUAACGCUGUCAGCGCUGAGGUUCUAUGCGAGCUCCGGUUUGAUGUGCCUCAGCUGUACAAAUUUCACAAGAAAAAGGAGGUUGAUGUGGCUGUGGACCUCUGGCGGUUCGUUCCUCAAAAAUAUGGAGAAAAGCAUUUGUAACAUUUAAGUGGUAAUGCGAGGUUAGGCUCAUAAAGAAUUUACUAUUUGGUGGAGAAAUGGAGAAACAAGAUUUUUCAUUAGAGCUCUGUAAGAUAAACUUGUUCGGGGCAUGUGGAAUUCCUUAUAUAGUUAAGCCUGGAUAAUUCUAUUAUCGGAGAAGUUUCCCUUUCCAUGUGAUUAAUGCUGCUUGUUAUUUCUUUCAAUUUAUCGAUUUACCAUUUGUUUUCUGUUA
Messenger RNA from Olea europaea var. sylvestris, 956 nucleotides. Its product is annotated as methyltransferase-like protein 5. The transcript is spliced from 9 exons. Gene Ontology annotation, biological process: rRNA methylation. Lineage: Eukaryota; Viridiplantae; Streptophyta; Magnoliopsida; Lamiales; Oleaceae. Bases 83 to 724 code for a protein of 213 amino acids. Gene Ontology annotation, molecular function: rRNA (adenine-N6-)-methyltransferase activity; nucleic acid binding. The record is from RefSeq and is a predicted model, not a curated record.